GCGGUGCAGGUUUUGCGCAAUCACUUGGUGGCCGAGGUUGAAGCUCUGGAGAUUCUACCGAAUCGAGCGAGACCUGCUGCGCAUUCAACCGAGGUAUGACCUCCAUUCUCUAUAUAUCCAUGCUGUGUGUCCAAGUGCACCCGCCAGGCCAUACUCCCACGUGCGUGUGCCCACGUAGCCACAUGACCAUGUCAACAAGUACCGACCCCAACAACAGCGUGGAGGUGAUUGCACAGCUCAAAGCCUGGCUACAGGGCCACGGCGUGUCACUUGACCACUUUGGCAUUCACUACUACGGCCCUGACCAAGGCCAUGGUGUGGUUGCUGCGAAAGCCUUUGUCCAAGGCGAACACACACUGGACAUUCCGUUUCGCUUAACCAUGAACGUCCACUCGGCGCUCUCGUCCGACUUGGCGCCAUUGUUCGCUUCCGAAGCCGGCACCCUCGCCGACGUCGAAAUCCUCGCGCUUCAUCUCAUGUAUGAAAAGCACAAAGGUUUCGCGUCGUUCUGGGCUCCGUUCAUCCGAAGUUUGCCCACAACGUUCGACACUCCCAUCUUUUGGAACGACGACCAGUUCGCGGCGCUACAAGGCACCAAUGUAUCGUUACUCGCCGCCAUGAUGAAGCAGCAGAUCGUCGCCGACUACACGUCAGUCCAUUCGCCGCUGUUUCAAAAGUACCCGGCGCUGUUUCGAACGCCGUCUCCUACCAUGCAAGAGUAUAAGUGGGCGCUGAGUGUGAUCUGGUCCCGCGCGUUUGGCAUUACCAGGGGCGGCGAGUACCUCCAGGUGCUGUGUCCAGCCAUGGACAUGUUCAACCACGAUGUGCUGCUGAAUCGCCCGCUCGACGACUUUAUUGUAUUCAACGAGCAAGCGCAGACGUUGUGCCAUCGCCUCCAUGUCGAUUGCGUGGCCAAUACCCCGUUGAACAUUUGCUACGGGCCGUACUCAAAUGCCAAGCUGCUGUAUUCGUACGGGUUUGUCGUGCCAGGCAACCACCGCCGCGGGAUUGAUUUUUGGGUCAACGUGCCCACCAACGACCGAUAUUACAAGCUCAAGAAAUCCCUUCUUGACUCGAAUCCUUUGACAGCCCAUCAAACGUACGACUUCGACGGGACGCUUCUGGGCCACACGAUUUCUGAGCGACUGCUCGCCAUGGCCCGGAUUGUGCUCAUGCAGGAAGACGAAAUUCAUGCCCGCAACAACGCGUUCCACCAAGCGAUGAUCUCCCGCCGCAACGAAAUUGCCGUAUACGACAGCCUCACGAUUGCGUGUCGCCGCAAGUUGCAAGCGUUCACCACGACUCUCGACGAGGACGUGGCCCAGCUUGAAGCCAGUGCGUUGUCCCAUCAACUGACGUUUGCAUUGCAAGUGCGGAUCGAAGACAAGCAAGUUCUAGAGCAAUCCAUCGCGACGCUGGCCAAGUGGAAAGCGUACCUACUGGACCACCCAACCGACUCACUAGUGUACCCCCCCCGGGACUGCCCCGUGUAACUCGACCACGAUAAGACCACUGUCGUUGGUGAAUAUAGUGUGAUGGUGAUGCACCUCA
This is a messenger RNA of Aphanomyces astaci, 1551 nucleotides long. RefSeq lists its product as hypothetical. Lineage: Eukaryota; Oomycota; Saprolegniomycetes; Saprolegniales; Verrucalvaceae. The coding region runs from base 96 to 1493 and encodes 465 amino acids. The record is from RefSeq and is a predicted model, not a curated record. Gene Ontology annotation, biological process: peptidyl-lysine monomethylation. The transcript has 7 exons. Gene Ontology annotation, molecular function: protein-lysine N-methyltransferase activity.